CAUUGGAUGUUGUUCAGUGCUGUGUCGAAGUGGAAUAGUAGGAGGACAGCCACACGUGUCUCUUGGCUUCGUCAAACGGUGCUUGUGUUGUGGUUAAGUGCAAUCACCGUGAUUCGAAGACAGCAGUUUGAAAAGGGAAACCAGUGAAAGCAAGAAAAACGUAACAAAAGAAGGGCAAACUCUGGUGAUUUGAAACCGUGGUCGUGCGCUUUUCACUUAAGUUGGCGAAUCGGCACGAUCCACACUCAUCGAUAUUCAGGCAUCGAGUCUCAUUCUUGGCUACAGCGAAGUUAUUCGUGUGUACGGUGGACGAGAGGGAGACAAAUGAGAUGCCUCCCUUGUUGCGUGAGCAGUUGCAGAAUUCCUACGGCGACAUGCCAUCAGCCAACAGCAGCAGCACUGGCAGCAGCAGCAGCAGCAGUAACAACAACAGUGGACGUAUCAAGUGCGUCCUGGUUGGUGAUGGGGCCGUUGGCAAAACGAGCUUGAUUGUCAGCUACACUACUAACGGCUAUCCCACCGAAUAUAUCCCGACUGCUUUCGACAACUACAACGUCGUAGUUAAUGUGGAUAACCAGCCUAUACUGCUGCAACUCUGCGAUACUGCCGGCCAGGAUGAUUUCGAUAACCUAAGGACGCUCUGUUACGACAGCACUGAUGUCUACGUGGUCUGCUUUAGCGUCGUCUCUCCCGCUUCUUUUGCCAACGUCGCCUCCAGGUGGUUACCGGAAAUCCGUCGCCAUUCGCCCGACACGCCAGUCAUCCUAGUCGGGACUCAAGCCGACCUAAGAUCCGAUGUCAAAGUGUUGAUUGAACUGGCUCGCUACGGAGAGAAACCGGUGGGAGAGCUGGAGGCCAUCCGGCUUGCCGACAGACUGGGAGCACGUACCUACGUCGAAUCGUCGGCUCUGACGCAACGCAACCUGAAGGAAGUCUUUGACGAGGCCAUCGUCGCUGCCCUGUCUAGCAAUGACGAUUUGCGCCGAUUGACGGCCGCCACCUCGUCUGGCCGCUCUGGCCGCACGGGCAACCGGCUCCUCAAUUCCAUCCGCGAAAACUGGCGGCUCUCGCAAGCCAGCGGCUCGACGGAACGCGGCGGCCUCCUCUUGCGCUGCUCAUUGCGGCGCAGCAAAAUGGCCGACAAUAACCUUAGCGCUUCGAAACAGCCGGCAGGAGGUAAGAAAAAUGCCAACAAGAAAACGUCGCUAUGGAAACGGCUGCUGUGUUGCCAAUGUUGUUGCGUUUCGUCGGCGUAAAUUCUCGUGAUUCCAAACAGCGUUUCUUUCAGCUCGUUUUUGCAAAAAUUGAUUUCUACGAAAGAAGAAGAUGGACUGUGAUUCUAAUUCUUAUCUCCACCCCACCGUCGGCCAUGAUUUCACUAGACACACACACACAACGGCUUCGUUGCUUGGAUGAACAAUUGGUUUAAUACUCAAAAGCGACAAGCUUGAUGCACUGAAAAGAAAAAAAUGAUGACAUUAAUCGAUUGGUUUACCAAGAGAAUGUCCUUUUUUCUUUCCCAUGUUUUUAUUUUCAUUUCUUCUUUUGCUUGACGACAAAGGAAAGAGGUGUGUGUGUAUGUAUGCUUUAGAUUUGUUUGUUAUGUGGUGUUUGAUUGUCCACAAUAUUUGCCGGCCGGACCCCGUGAGAAAAGUCUAGACUGAAAAGCAUAUGUGGGGGUUGGGGUUUUUUGGGUGUAGGUGGGGGGGACUUUUUUCUGCCUACCCUUGGAUUUAUAUAGCGUGAGAGAAAAAAAAAAUAUAUAACGUCGCUUUCUCUGCGGGAGAGCUUGACAACAAAAAAAAAAUAUGUAAUUUUCCACACACAAAAAAGGGGGGAGUUAAGUAAUAGGCGCGAUGAUGCCAUACCGUUUUGAAAAAAAUGUCCACCGCUAUCAUUACCAUUGGCUUUUUUUCUUUUUAUAUAAAUACGUCUUCUUUUGUCUGGUUCUAUUAUUUUGUUAUAGUAUAUGACGUGUAUACACGUACCCGAAUUUUUGUGUAUUAAAAAAAAGUGUAUAGCAAAUUCGGGGGAUUUUGUUUUGGCGCGAUCAUUCGAAAAAGAUUUCCUACACCCUAUAUUGUAUACAAAAAGAAAAUUGUACAUUUUUGGCCUCUUUCUCUUUGUGUUUGUUUAGUAUAUUUUGUGACCGUUGUACUCGUUGAUUGUACUUUGUAUAGUUCUUCUUUUCUCGACAAUUCCAUUGUCUACUAGAAUUUCUUUCGACUGUGUGUGUGCGUGUGAUGCACACACAUCCGUUGUCUUUCCUUUCUCCUAUUUUCUCUUUAUUAUUCACAUUGUGACCUUCUCUAUCCGCUGUCUUGCAGAUAAUUACACGAUGAAAGUACGUACUACA
Molecule: messenger RNA, 2356 nt
Organism: Daphnia carinata
Lineage: Eukaryota; Metazoa; Arthropoda; Branchiopoda; Diplostraca; Daphniidae
Exons: 5
Coding region: 330-1256 (308 amino acids)
Biological process (GO): small GTPase-mediated signal transduction
Molecular function (GO): GTPase activity; GTP binding
Source: RefSeq, a predicted model, not a curated record